AGGCUGCGCGGCUGGGGAGCCCCGAGCGGAGGGGCGGGAGGCGGCGAGGGGAAGCGGGAACUUGAGGGGAGGAAACUUCCUUCCUAAGAGAUAACAGGAGGGGUACUAGGCAGAACGCUGACGUGUUUACAGGCUGUGAGGAGUCUCGGCGCCUUGCCUGGCAGCCUUGUUGGCGCGUGGGACCUUGCAUGCGGGCUGCGAUAGCCCCGCCGCCUGCCCUUCCCGGCCCGCUCAGCUCCGUGCCCGGCUGCUGGCGGAGCUGCUGCUCGCUCAGCCGUCCCGUAACUCUACGUUAGAUCACAGCAGCCGUGCUCCUCCUCCAUAUCACCAGUGCAGCUUUUUCUGCUACUGCCCCGCUGCUGACAAGUAAAGUGGCAGUAGCCGGACACUGAGGAGUAUUCAAGGCACCAAAAAGCAGCUCCCGACCCAGCAGCCUUCUAACAAGCCUCCUAACAAGUGGGGAGAAUAAAUCAGCACAUAGUAGGAGACUUUAAGGCCCGUGUGAGGAACUUCUGACUCAUCUUGUGUGAGGUUUAGUCAAAGUGACCAUGAGAUUUGAAGAAAUAGGACAUUUGGUGUUGAAUCUAGUAACAGGCUAGUCCUACGGAUAGAUGUGCACGCGUUUUUGUGAACGUGAAGCUCAGUGACCUGGGAAGAUAAUGGAAGAUGUGAAAAGGAAACUUAAUACCGUGUCUUUAGAGAAGAUCUGUGCUGAGUCAGUCUGAGAAAUGAAAAGCAUCAGAUCAGUGGAGAUCUAGCAUAUUGUAUAAGUUUUUAAAUCUGUUUUCUUAUAAUUUGAAGACUGAUCAAAACUGCGUGAAGCUCUACGCCCUUAAAGAGAAGACUGUGCUAAGAGAGCAAGGACUUUGUUCUUAUUUAUAAACAUGCUGUUUUGACAAGAAGUAUAGUAGUGCAGCACUGAUACUGGAGUUGCCUCUGGAAGAAGUUGGUACUCAGAACUGGAGAUUGUCUUAGAAUUAACAGAACUUUAAGGACUGGUGUGUGUAUAGAGGUCAAAGCCAAAGCUGUCUAAUAGGAAAGCAAAGAUGCAGAGCACCUCCAAUUAUCUCUGGCUGUUGUCUGACAUUCUAGGACAAGGAGCUACUGCAAAUGUUUUCCGGGGACGACAUAAGAAAACUGGGGAUUUAUAUGCUGUCAAAGUAUUUAACAGUAUAAGUUUCCUUCGUCCUGUGGAUGUUCAGAUGCGAGAGUUUGAAGUAUUGAAGAAACUGAACCAUAAAAACAUUGUCAAGUUGUUUGCUAUUGAGGAAGAGACAACAACUAGACACAAAGUGCUAGUUAUGGAAUUUUGUCCAUGUGGAAGUUUAUAUACAGUUCUAGAGGAACCAUCCAAUGCCUUUGGUUUGCCAGAAUCAGAGUUCUUAAUUGUGUUGAGAGAUGUAGUGGCUGGGAUGAAUCAUCUCCGGGAAAACGGAAUAGUGCACCGUGACAUCAAACCAGGCAACAUCAUGCGUGUUAUAGGCGAAGAUGGUCAGUCUGUCUACAAACUGACAGACUUCGGAGCUGCAAGGGAGCUUGAAGAUGAUGAACAGUUUGUUUCUCUCUAUGGCACAGAGGAAUAUUUACAUCCUGAUAUGUAUGAGCGAGCAGUUUUGAGGAAAGAGCAUCAGAAAAAGUAUGGAGCCACAGUUGAUCUGUGGAGUAUAGGAGUGACUUUUUACCAUGCUGCAACGGGAAGCUUGCCUUUCCGACCCUUUGAAGGACCUCGUAGAAACAAGGAAGUGAUGUAUAAAAUAAUCACUGGGAAGCCUUCUGGUGCUGUUUCUGGAAUACAGAAAGCAGCAAAUGGACCAAUUGAAUGGAGCUGGGAGAUGCCUAUUUCUUGCAGUCUUUCAAAGGGUCUACAAGUACUGCUCACGCCUGUCCUUGCAAAUAUUCUGGAAGCAGACCAGGAGAAAUGCUGGGGCUUCGAUCAGUUUGCAGAGACGAGCGACAUACUGCACCGAAUCAUAAUCCACAUCUUUUCGCUCCAGCAGAUGACCUUGCACAAAGUUUAUAUUCACAGCUAUAAUACAGCUACUAUAUUUCAUGAGUUGGUCUACAAGCAGACAAAGAUACCAUCUCAGAAUCAAGAACUUAUAUACGAAGGUCGGCGUUUGAUACUAGAGCCUGGCAGACUGGCACAACACUUCCCUAGGACUACUGAGGAGAAUCCUAUCUUUGUAGUAAGCAGAGAGGCUGUGAACAUUGUUGGAUUAGUCUAUGAAGAAGUUCUGCUUCCUAAAGUGCAUCAACGUUAUGACUUGGAUGGGGAUGCCAGUAUGGCUAAAGAAGUAACACGUAUCGUAUGUUACGCCUGUAGAGUUGCCAAUUCUUUGCUACUUUACCAGGAGCUGAUGCGAAAAGGAAUACGAUGGCUAAAUGAAAUAAUCAAGGAUGACUACAAUGAAAUGGUUCAUAAAAAGACUGAGAUUGUCAUCAGACUGGAUUUCUGCAGCCGAAACAUUGAAAAAGCAGAGAAAAUAUAUGAGAAUUUGAUGCAGAUCAACUUGGAAUCAUCAGAAGUGGAUGAAAUUCCAGAGAUAAACACGAAAUUGUUGCGUCUCUCCAGCUCUCAGGGCACAAUAGAAACAAGUCUUCAAGAUAUCAAGACCAAACUUUCUCCUGGUGGUUUACUAGCUGACACCUGGGCGAAUCAAGAAGGCACACAUCCAAGAGACAGGAAUUCUGAAAGGCUGCAGACACUGCUAUCUUCGAUCACAGAAAUUUACUAUCAGUUCAAAAAAGACAAACAAGAACGAAGGCUUCCCUAUAAUGAAGAACAAAUUCACAAGUUUGACAAGCAGAAGCUGUAUUUGCAUGCUACCAAAGCCAUAGCUCUGUUCAAAGAUGAAUGUGUCAGCAAGUAUGAUGCAUUUCUGGAUAAGGCUGAGGACUGGACAAGGAAAAUGCUUCACACAAGAAAGCAGUUGCUAGCUCUCACCAAACAAUGUUUUGAUAUUGAAGAAGAAGUAUCCAAAUACCAGGAUUAUAUAAAUGAGUUACAAGAUGCUCUGCGUCAGAAAAUGUUUGCAGCUUUCACUGGGAUGAAACAUACCAUGAAUACAGUUUAUCCAAGUUCAAACACAUUAGUAGAAAUGACUCUUGGGAUGAAGAAACUAAAGAAGGAAAUGGAAGGAGUUGUUAAAGAGCUGGCAGAGAACAAUCAUAUUUUGGAAAGAUUUGGUGCUUUGACUGCAGAUGGUGGCCUGAGGAAUGUGGACUGUAUCUAACUUUCAGAGGACCUGAAGAAGAUUUGUACAUUUUUCAAAGGGAAAAAAUACUGUUGGGACAUUUAAAAGCAGAUAAUAAAUCUGUAUCCAGUU
Messenger RNA from Meleagris gallopavo (turkey), 3326 nucleotides. RefSeq names its product TANK binding kinase 1 (gene TBK1). Lineage: Eukaryota; Metazoa; Chordata; Aves; Galliformes; Phasianidae. Gene Ontology annotation, cellular component: cytoplasm. Gene Ontology annotation, biological process: peptidyl-serine phosphorylation. The record is from RefSeq and is a predicted model, not a curated record. Gene Ontology annotation, molecular function: ATP binding; protein serine/threonine kinase activity.